ACGGUGGAAGAGCUUCAGGCUAAUAUCAAAAGCGAAGAUUGUGAUAUUUCCGUCGAUAUGUAGUGUGUUAUGAAUCAAGUGUAUUUACUUGUAACACAGUGAUGUCAUACAAAAUAACAUACAAAUAAAUAAUGUCAUCUCAAUUAACAAUAAUUUCCGUAUCUAACACACAAAUAUGGGGACUAGGAUCAAACCCUAUUGUAUAGGAAAUAUUUUUGGACCAAAUAAGUAACAAAAUGACUGAUCUCCCGAUUCAAUCACGAUUAAUUGAUGGCAAAAUGACAGGUGCCAUACUCGAUCGAACAUUUAUUCCAAAUGUAUUAAAAAACUUUAUGGUUCCACUGUAAAAACUUACAAAACAAUAACAUGCAUAAAUAGUUUGUUUGAUUAUUCAUUUCAAAGUACUUUUACAUAAUCAUCAAUGGAAACAUUAACUUGUUACAAUAUUCCACCAUGCAUCCACCACUUAUAGACUAUAGCAUUCACGAGUGGAGAAACAGACAGCGGCAGGUAAAAAAAAAAAAAAACAUGAUUAAAAGAAAUAAAAUGAAGUCCUGUUAAGACAUAAUUUGAACCAUUCAACUAAAUCAGUUGCAUUCGAGGAGUCACAGAGAAAUGAACGUUUGGAAAGGAAAAGUUUUAACAGAUGUACCUUUCGGUCAUGUCUUGAUAUUUAGUGGAAAAGUUAAACCCAAUCCAAUUAAAAUUUCAUUAGAUUUAACCGAUAAUAUUAGCGCAAAGAAUGAAAGUGAAACGGUUUAUUUAAAACUGGAGGCAAAUUUUCGAGAAAAUCAAAUUAUACGUUCCAUGUUUCAACCGGGUGAAGGUUGGCAACAGGAAGAAAUUUCGAAAAAUUGGAAAAAUGAAGGACCAAAAAAUCCUUUAAUGCCAGGUCAAAUAUUUACGUUUCGCAUUGCAAUUUUACAAAAAUGUUUUGAAAUUUAUGUAAACGAUAAUAUUUAUGGAACAUUUGAAUUUAUUAAAUUUCCCAAACAAAUUCAAUACGCAAUGAUAUAUGGUGAUUUUGAGAAGAUAACACAAUUUCAUCAUCGUAUGUUAUAUCCACUAGUUUUUCCAAAAGGUUUAAUAUGUCCCGAAAGAAUUGCAUUCCAAAGUGAUGUUCCCAGGAAAUAUGAAGCAGGCACCGUAGUUGCUAUGGAAUGCAUUGUAAAGGGUCCACCUAAUACUGAGUUUUCUAUAUGUUUUGUGUGCAAUGAUAGCGGUCGUAUUGUUUUGAAAUUUCAUGUCAAUUUCGAAAAGACCGCAGUUGUACGCAGCUAUCAAAGGGAGGAUAAUAGUUUCUGUUCGGACGAUGAAGAAACAGAUGGUGAAUUUCCCUUCCAACGUGGCAAAUUAUUUAAAAUCGCUUUUGGCGUUGGUGACCGAGCAUUUAUUAUAGCCGUUAAUGGUCAAUAUUUUACCUACUAUAAUUAUCCAUUCCGUUCCUUCUCGAUUUCAACUUUAAAAUGUUUAACAAAUAUUGUUGGUGAUUUUACGGUUAAAAAUAUCGAAUAUCAUUCAGAUUCUCCAUUAUUGGAUCGUGUUGAAAAAUUGUCUUUGAUUUAGAAAUUAGAGGGGUUUGUAGUAACUUAUGGUUAAAAAUGUGCACAUCAUAAAACUUUUAGGAGGAACAUAUUUUUAAUGAAUUAUAAUGUUUAAAUUGAAAUAAGUGAAUAUUGCAUUUAUAUACGUUAGCUCCGGAAUUAGCUAUUUUUGCUCCGAUUUGCACAAUAGAUUAUUAUAAUCAAAUAUUGCAUAUGUGUAAAUGUCAAGUAUUAUCUAUUUCAUUAAAGCGUAUGUAAAUGAAACUUAAAUUUAAGUUCAUUAAGAAUACAUUUAUUCAAUAUACAGCAUAACCGGACAUUAUGGAGAAAUAAAA
Messenger RNA from Lucilia sericata (common green bottle fly), 1879 nucleotides. Its product is annotated as 32 kDa beta-galactoside-binding lectin lec-3. NCBI's taxonomy places the organism in Eukaryota, Metazoa, Arthropoda, Insecta, Diptera, Calliphoridae. Gene Ontology annotation, molecular function: carbohydrate binding. The coding region runs from base 616 to 1566 and encodes 316 amino acids. The transcript has 5 exons. The record is from RefSeq and is a predicted model, not a curated record.